Messenger RNA from Dichomitus squalens LYAD-421 SS1, 1821 nucleotides. RefSeq lists its product as uncharacterized. The coding region runs from base 30 to 1598 and encodes 522 amino acids. The record is from RefSeq and is a predicted model, not a curated record. NCBI's taxonomy places the organism in Eukaryota, Fungi, Basidiomycota, Agaricomycetes, Polyporales, Polyporaceae. The transcript has 2 exons.
AGACUAUGCAGGCAGCGGGCGGGCCUGUCAUGGUCUCCACAUCACCUCCGGACCUCCUCGAGACUCCCAUCUCGCCUACAGCCACCUCUAUAUCUCCCAUCCGCCCUUUAGCGACUACAGGCAAGUCCAUGCCUCCCUCGCCCUCACCUUCGCCUCCGAACCUCGGCAGGAAAACGUCGCUCAUCGACUUGAAUGAUUGGGUCGUAGACGACGGGCCUCUUCCAUAUGUCCCGAGGCAGAAACCACCUUUGGCUCGCAAGCCUCCUCCACCCCUUGCCCCCAAGCCGACCUCAAGACAUGUCUCAGACUCUGCCUUGCGUCAACCGCCACCUCCCCUGAUCAACCUCGACUCGCCGCCCAAGACUCGCACUGCUCCUCCCUUGCCACCUCGGAAGGCUUCGUAUUCGUCCCUAAAGUCCAUUUCACCAACAGAUACCUCCAACUCCGGAUCCCGUAGCCCUCGCCCUCCGGUUCCACCGCUCCCAAGUGUGCCAACGAGGUCCUCGUCCGAUUCCCUCACCGUUGAUCACACCUACCCACCGCUGUCCAAAUUAGGCAUCAAUAUACCCUCACGUCAUGUGCCGGGCUCCUCGAUAUCCUCAUUUCAUUCAGUCUCUCUCUCCUCAGAUGGAGGUGAUCCAUCUACCCCAGGCACCGCGAACUCUUUGGCCAACCACGUUGCCACCUACCCAAUAGACCGCGAUGACGAUCACGAUAGGGGAAGCCUUCGCGAUCUGGACGCCGUCAGUCUUGACGAGUCGUUCGAAAACCUCUCUGUAACGUCUGCUGUAAGCCCUUCCGUAUCAUCUGUCUCGCACGAUUGGGAAGUGUACGCAAAGCGCGAACCUCCCAAACUCCCCCAGCGUCCAGCAAAAUCCCCCGCUUCCGCGCCGACGUCACCCCGUACCUCACCACGCCUGACGCCGAGACGAGACGGUCCGGCUCCUCCUCCCCCUCCACGCUCACGUCCACCUUCCUCCCGCAAUUCUCUUGCCUCGACCUCUGCGGCUUCCACUUCCGACCGCUCCUCCAUUCUCAGCACUGCUACCUCACGCACGAGCAUCAGCACGCGUAGCACCACGACCCCGAAGCCCAAAUCGGCAAUGCUCACGCGACCCACGCCUGUGCCUCCUGCCGCGCGCAAACGCUAUGAAGCCGUGUUCAAUGGGAACGUGAUUGCCGCUCGCCAGGCGCAACGCGCCAAGUCGCCUCCCCCAAUACGCAAGCCUCGACAGGCGGCCGGUUGGCGUGGGCUCUCGGUGGACCUGAUCACAAAUCCGGAGGAGAUCAGUUCCAGCGUCGAUCCGGGGACGCGCUCGGAGCCCAUUGAGGAGGAAUUGAGCAGUGAUGAGAAGCUGGACGGGCAGACAGUGAAGGCAAUAUGGAAGCUGUCUAGACUCGAAAAUGCAACAUUGCGCAUGAUAUGGAUGGAGUGUGACCCGGCGGGUACCGGUUCCCUUGAUCGCGACGGAUUUGUGAAGGGCAUGUGGCGAUUAGACGAGGAGCUACGCAAGGUACAGAUGCAUAGGCAUGCGACGCCACGCAUACAAGUCCGCCAACCAAAGCCCUCCCAUCCUCCGAGGCUGAUACUGCGAUAAUGCCUAACCCGCUCCUUCACCUCCGCUCCGUUACAUAGAUCUGCAUAUGGCACUCGUUUGCCAGUCACAUGGUGACCUAAUCGCUUUGCUUUCGCUCAUUCUUAGGGACACGUUACGGUUGUCAGUCGAACUCUGUUUGCAAUUGUAUGACUACUCCGUUACCCAAUGUUUGAUGCCUACUACUGCUGUUGGCCGCAUACCGGGUCACAUGCAGCCUAAUCAC